UUCCGGGUGGUAGUUGAUGCAGUUGAAGUUGUUUUGGAUCUGCAAUGGCAGAGGAUCCUGCGCUGUCUCUCCGGGUUUCGGAGAUUAAGGAUCCAACGGCUCUCUUCGAGCGUUAUAACACAGAGGAGAUCCGCGGAAUUGAACGCAAAGUCCGCGGGGAGAUUGAACAGAAGAAAGAGGAGCUGAGGCAAAUGGUGGGUGAACGCUACAGAGACCUGAUCGACGCUGCUGACACCAUUGGAGAGAUGAGGCAGUGCUCAGAGAGUGUCGUUCAGUCCAUCCAAGACAUGCACCAGUAUUGUCAUAGUCUGAAGAGAGGCAAAAUCGGUGUGAGCAGAAGCAAAGAGGAGAACCAAAGGCAAUGGCAGGAGAAGUUCUACUCCAUGGCCUCCCAGAUCAAGCUCCUCUUAGAGAUCCCAGAGCGUAUUUGGAGUGCCAUGGAAGCCUCCCAGUACCUCAAGGCCACCCAGCUCUACCUUCUUUGCUGCCACCUUCAUAGGCUGCUGCAACUAGAGGCUGCUACAGGGGGGCACUACAGCCCAGUCCUGUCUCGAUUCCCGAUCUUGGUCCGACAGGUAGCCACCACUGGGCAUUUCAGGUCCACUAUUCUAAUGGACAGCAGGUCACUUCUGCAAGGCCGGGCAGUGUCAGACCAAGCUAUUGCUGAGGCCCUGGUAGCCACCAUGCUGUUGGAGGGUAGCUCUCCACGUCAAGCCCUGGCUGACUUUUUGCUGGCUCGGAAGGCCUCUAUUCAUCAGCUGCUCAACCAACCACAGCAUGGUGCAGGGAUCAAGGCCCAGGUGUGCAGCCUGGUGGAGCUGCUUGUCACCACCCUGUUCCAGGCCUAUGCAGUCUUUUACAUGCCCCCAGAGGGAACCCCAAGACAAGGAGAGACCCUGAGCUGUGGCAUGCUUUUCUCCAUCUUGGAGAUUGCUACCUCCACCCCACCUGCAGGAAAAGGCAAGAGAGUGAUGCAGGAAGAGACGAGUACAGGCAGCUGGUUCAAGUUCCUGCCUCCCUCCAUCACUGAGUUCCAGCCCGCCCUUCGCACCCUGGCUCAGCCUAUCCAGAGAGAGCAGCUCCGGGACACCUUGCAGCAGUGGAUUGAUACCUGUAAGGAGGUUAUCUGCUGUGGAGUUGGAAGCCUUCUGGUCUAUGUAAAGAGCUUGAAGGGGUUAGCAGCAAUAAGGGAUGCUGUGUGGGACCUCCUGUCCACAGACUCCAUUAGUCAGCAUUGGAGCACUGUAUGCCAGCGACUACUGGAGCGACCACUGGCUGUCUGGGAUGACUUUCUGCAACAGCUUUUCCUACAGCGCCUAAAGGCAAUUACUAAAGAAGAAACAGAAACCAUCUCAUCGAGCUCUGUUCAGCUCCUCACCUCAGCUGUGAGGGAUUUGGAGGGCCAGACCACCCAUACUUCUUCAUAUAAUAGCCCCAGCUUUAGCCGUGGGGCACAGUAUGAGGUAGACGUAGCAUCCUUUUUGUGGUCCGAGUCUCCAGGUGACCUGCUGAGUGAUGCAGGGUGGGUCAGUGUCAGCCAACGAGGGCAGCACCACCAGAGGAGUAGUCUUGCCAUGAAGACCCAGGCUCUGACACCUUGUGUUCAGAACUUCUGCUCCUCAAUGGAUGCUAAACUAAAGGCCAGGCUGGAUGACCUACAGCACUACCUUCCCUCCCAGAACACAGGUUCUGACUCUAUGUCAGUCAUAGUCCCCUCCUCUGGCUCCACACCCAGCACGUCAGUUUCCUCUUUUAACCGAUUCACUGACUCACCAGCAGUUGAGGAGGCCUUACGGGAAGGCUGCCUGGCCUGUGUUCACAGUAUCUUAACCUCCAUUCGCUCUGAAUUGGCCACAGCCUCUCCAGACCCUGGCCCAGCCCACCUCAGUUCAGUCCUUUUCAUGGCCAGGCUGUGCCAGUCCAUGGGUGAACUCUGCCCCAACCUCAAGCACUGUAUCCUGGGAAAUCAGAGUGGUUCAGAGGCCACAGCAAAAGGAACACCCAGACAGGGCAAGAAGCUGGGCAAAGCCAGGACCGCCACAGAGAUCAGUCCUGCUCAGGCAAAGUGGGCAGGACUACAGGAGGAGCUUGUCAGCUGCAGCAUGGAGGCCUACCGCAUCUGGAGUUCAACCGUAUCAAAAGUACUACUGAAUACAUUUGGCACAGCCCUCCAUGCUGAGUCUGCUGGUGCCAUCCUUACAACCGCAACAAAUUGGGAAGAUCUGGAGAUCCAAGAAGAAGCAGAGUCUGGGAGCAGCGUGACCUCAAAAAUCCGUCUUCCUGUCCAGCCAUCUUGGUUUGUGCAGUCACUGCUAUUCCAGCUGUGUGUGGAGGUUAAUAGGGUGGGUGGCCAUGCUCUACCCAGGCCCACACUGCAUGAACUGCUGCAGGCCUGUCAGGCCCAAGCUCUUGACCACUUCCACAGCCUCACACAGCAGACCCCCAACAGGGAGACCGUAUUCCCUAUGACUCAGAACAGAGCCUUGCAGCUGUUGUUUGACCUCCGUUACCUCAACGCCACACUGGCCUGCAAACUGGAGGAAGGCAAAAGCUCCCGAUCCCAACAAGACCCAAGAUUCAACAAGGUCUGUGAUUGGCUUGAAAGCUUCAUUGACCCAUUUGACCUGGAUGUGUUCACACCUCCACUGAACUCUAACCUCAACCGCCUUUCCCAGAGGACCUCGGUGCUUUUGGGGCUGCUUACAGGCUCAGAGAAACAGUUUUCCUUGCGAAGCAGCAGUGCGAACUCCCAGGAGCCGUACAACAUCCUGCCACUGGCCAGCAGCCAUAUCAGGUUUGGGUUGCUGCCUCUUAGUAUGUCGAAUGUGCGCAAAUCAAAGUCAGCCUCCAGAAGCUCUGAAUCUCAUCAUCAACCUCAGCAGGAGGAUAGCUUCCGACCAGGCAGCCUGUUCAGACAGCUCGUCGAUCAGGAAGAAGACACAGCCGCUCCUUCAUUAUUCAAAAUCAGCUGGCUGUCUGGCAUGGCCAAGUAACCUUUUUUUUUUUGCUCACAACUUUUUUUUUGCCUUUGCUGAAUCUUUGUAAAAAAAAAAAAAAAUUAAAUCAAAAUAACAACAUAUUUAUAGUAAAAAUAAUUUUGUCUCCUGAAGAAUGCAGCUUGUGUUGUUUCUUUCAAAUAAUGAUUAACACAGUUACUUCAACAAAAAAUGAGGAAAAUGAAAGUUGUCAGUUCACAAGCAAUGACAACAGCAUUGUUCACAUUUCAGCUUGCAGAAUUUAUGAGCCUGAAAGUUAGUUUUCACCAUGGGGCAAUUGUCAGUGAAACCCUUUUUUAGUGUUUAUAUUUCAAAUAGCAGGUUCCUGUCACAUUGAUGCUCAGGUCACAGCAGAAAAGUGGCAGAGAUUCUGUCCUUCAUUGGUUCAUUGGUAAUCUUUGAUCAUCAUCAUUUAGAAACUGCAUUUUGUAUUUACUUGGGUUGUCUUUGUGAGAUAUUAAAAUUUGUUUGGUUAUUUGAAACAUUUAAGUGUGAUAAAUAUGAAAAAAAUCAGGAAUCAGAAAGGGGGCAAACACUUUUUCAUGGCAUUCAACUCCUCGAAAAUGUACCUACCUGUUUAAAGGACACACCACAAGCCAUAUGGUUGGUCUGUAGGUUAGUGCCAAGUGGCUGCCUGUCUCUAGUGUCUACAGGCAUGUUGUGUGUACUCUAAAGUGAGACAAAAGGCUGGGACUGGCAUAAAAAUCACACUGCUAAGCAGUGUUUGGCCAGAGUUUUGCAGAGCCACAUGGACACACCAAUGCACAAGUUCGUAGUGCUCACUACAGGGUAGGCCACUACGACAUGCUGAAGGUGCAGACUUGAUACAUAAGUAUAAACCAGGCUUUAGUCUUCUUGUAAUUUGAAUUUUUUAAAUGUCCAUAAAAAUUCUUCAUUACUUUAAAGGGGAAACAUCAAAGUAAAACCACAGUCUUUAGUUUUUAGCGCAUACACUUGGCUAUUCUGGAGUAUACCAACUCAUGAAAUGUAUCUCCACCCACAGCCAUGUAAGCAUGCAGUUGUACUCAUCUGGGCACAACUUAGGGGAUAGAGGGGCAGAGGGAGAAGGAGCUUAUUUGUAUUUAAGAGACACACAUCAAUGUGCUGCAAACAAAAUACAAGUAAAUUUGUGGGGAAUAUUAAAUAUAGUAUGUCUAUACGCAGAUGAUUUUAUUACGUGUACUGGAGGAAGAUCACAUUUAUACUUUUAACACAAACUUUUGAUCUUUUUUUUUAUCACUUCCCUUUGUAACUGCCAAGGAAUAAUUCACCUGUUCAGGCUUGUCUGUUACAAUAAAUCUGAAGCUUUUGCUUAACAACA
This is a messenger RNA of Cheilinus undulatus (humphead wrasse), 4317 nucleotides long. RefSeq names its product component of oligomeric golgi complex 1 (gene cog1). NCBI's taxonomy places the organism in Eukaryota, Metazoa, Chordata, Actinopteri, Labriformes, Labridae. The coding region runs from base 45 to 2993 and encodes 982 amino acids. Gene Ontology annotation, biological process: intra-Golgi vesicle-mediated transport. The transcript has 15 exons. The record is from RefSeq and is a predicted model, not a curated record. Gene Ontology annotation, cellular component: Golgi apparatus; COG complex.